AUGGAACGUAUCAUCGGCGGCAAGUACAAGCUCGGCCGGAAGAUCGGCGGUGGCUCUUUCGGAGAGAUUUUUCUGGCUACACACGUCGAUACCUUCGAGAUCGUAGCCGUUAAGAUUGAGAACAGUAAAACGAAGCAUCCUCAACUUCUCUACGAAGCCAAGCUGUACAGAGUUCUUGAAGGAGGAAGUGGAAUUCCGAGAAUAAGAUGGUUUGGAGUGGAUGGAACAGAGAAUGCAUUAGUGAUGGAUUUGCUAGGGCCAAGUCUCGAAGAUCUUUUCGUGUAUUGCGGAAGAAAAUUCACACCAAAGACGGUUUUGCUGUUGGCUGACCAAAUGCUAACGAGAAUAGAAUAUGUACACUCCAAAGGAUAUCUGCAUAGAGACAUCAAACCUGAUAACUUUCUCAUGGGCCUUGGACGGAAAGCGAAUCAGGUUUAUGUGAUUGACUUUGGACUUGCCAAAAGAUAUCGUGAUGCCAACACCAACCGCCACAUCCCUUACAGGGAACACAAGAAUUUAACAGGAACAGCACGAUAUGCAAGUUGUAAUACUCAUCUUGGAAUUGAGCAAAGUCGACGGGAUGAUCUAGAAUCGCUUGGAUAUGUGCUUCUGUAUUUCCUAAGAGGAAGUCUUCCGUGGCAGGGUCUAAAGGCUGUUGACAAGAAGCAAAAAUAUGACAAGAUUUGUGAGAAGAAGAUAUCAACUCCCAUUGAGGUUUUAUGCAAGAAUCAUCCUGUGGAGUUUGCUUCUUAUUUUCAUUAUUGCCACACGCUGACAUUUGAUCAGCGGCCUGAUUAUGGAUUCUUGAAGCGGCUUUUUCGCGAUUUAUUCUCACGGGAAGGGUAUGAGUUCGACUAUAUAUUUGACUGGACUAUAAUUAAGUAUCAACAAGCACAGAAAAAUAGAAACCAGUCUCAGGCAGUUCCUGGGUCUAGCAAUUCUCGUGCAAUACCAAUGGACACAAGCAAUCAUCGGGGAGGACCCAAUAUUCCUUAUGAAGCUGAGGCCUCUGAACGCAUCAGAUCGGCUAAUGCCAUUGGUCCAAGCCCACAGAUAAACAACAAUCCUGCCGCAGGGAGGAGUCUUGGUUUUGAUCACCCCGUCCACAAGAAUAUGAACAUGCCAUCCACUUCAUUAUCUCCUGCUGCGGGUACCUCAAAAAGAAACGUCGGAAAGUCGGCUUUCCCACCGGAAACCUCGAAUUCGGGGUAUGAUAGUGGGAAUAGAACCGGCGGCUGGACUUCAUCAUUCAUGUCUCCGGGGAAAUGA
Messenger RNA from Microthlaspi erraticum, 1269 nucleotides. NCBI's taxonomy places the organism in Eukaryota, Viridiplantae, Streptophyta, Magnoliopsida, Brassicales, Brassicaceae. The record is from the annotation of a GenBank genome assembly.